Messenger RNA from Aspergillus welwitschiae, 1860 nucleotides. RefSeq names its product NAD(P)/FAD-dependent oxidoreductase. The record is from RefSeq and is a predicted model, not a curated record. Lineage: Eukaryota; Fungi; Ascomycota; Eurotiomycetes; Eurotiales; Aspergillaceae. The transcript has 2 exons. Gene Ontology annotation, molecular function: oxidoreductase activity. Gene Ontology annotation, cellular component: cytoplasm. Bases 18 to 1406 code for a protein of 462 amino acids.
CUGUACACACACUCAUCAUGGCUACAGCUGGCUGCUUCCCUGUUCCCAAUCCUGGCGAAUGUUUCUGGCAGAAUGAGCCACACCAAUUGCACGAUCACCGCUCAACUGAGCAGCUUCCUGAUCACGCGGACAUCGUGAUCAUCGGCGCCGGGUACGCCGGAGCUAGCACUGCAUACCAUCUGCUGCGUGACCACGGCGAGAAGGUCAAGUCCAUUACCAUCUUAGAGGCCCGGGGAGCUUGCUCCGGUGCCACGGGACGUAAUGGCGGGCAUCUCCGUCCGGACUUCUACGGCCACAUCCCAACAUACGUCGACCGCGCAGGUGUUCGCGCUGGCGCAGAGAUUGCCGAGUUCGAGAUUGCCAAUCUGCAUGCUCUGAAGAAGGUCAUUGAAGAUGAGAAGAUUGACUGUGACUUCACACUGGCGCGGUCCAUCGAUGUCUGGUGCAAUGAAGAAGCGGCUCAGAAGGCAAAGGGCACAUAUGAGCUCAUGAAGUCGUUGGAUCUGGAGUAUAUGAACGAUGUGGUGUUCUACACGGGGAAAAACGUGGAGGGAAUCUGUGGCGUCAAAGGGGCUAAAGCCUGCGCCUCCUUCACAGCAGGCACAAUGUGGCCAUACAAAUUCAUUCUACACAUUCUCCAAUCCGUCCUCGCAACGGGCAAGGUGAAUCUGCAAACAUUUACCCCUGCUACAUCGAUAACCCCCGGCUCAGAGGGUGGCUAUACUAUUGAAACAUCCCGCGGCACGAUGCACGCGGGAACGGUCGUGCAUGCCAGUAAUGCUUACGUGGCCGGCCUCCUUCCCGAAUACGAGAAAAAUAUUGUGCCCUGCAAGGGAAUCUGCUGUCGGAUCACCGUGCCCGAAGGGAAGACUGCGCCACUGUUGAACAAUUCUUACAUCAACCGCACCGAAGACAACACGCUAUCCUACUUGAUUCCUCGUCCCGAUGGUAGCAUUGUUGUCGGUGGAGCAGCCGCCAAGUUCCGUUCGCACAAGGAGCAAUGGUACAACAAUGUUGACGAUACCGUUCUCAUUGACUCGGCCAAGGACUACUACGAUGAUUACAUGCAACGGACGUACCGUGGAUGGGAGGAUAGCGGGGCUAAGGUUGACCAGAUUUGGACGGGUGUCAUGGGAUACUCGUAUGACUCGAACCCGCAUAUUGGAGCCGUGCCCGGCAAGGACGAUCAGUUCAUCCUAGCUGGAUUGAAUGGCCACGGCAUGCCGGUGAUUUGGCGGUCGGCACAGGAGCUCGCGCGCAUGGUAGUAGAGAAGAUUCCCUUUGAAGAGACAGCCAUGCCUCGGCUGUUCAAGACGACGCAAUUCCGGAUUCAUCGCGCCAUGAACGGACAGGAGAGUGAUGGAGAUAUUUUGGGCACAGGGAACUUUCCUUCGACAAAGCCUUGAGCGAUGACUAUGGUAUUUAUGACUGUAUAUAUUGGCGCAUAUAGAUGAGCUACCCGACCUUGUAUCAUACUGCAACUGGGGUGUCCCGUGAAUUUCCUUCUGCAACGCGGCUUACAAAGGCCUGAUAACACUCGAGCAUGUUCGUCCAUAAGCAUAUUUAAUUUCCGCUGCUAGUCAACCUGACGUACUCGCUUCGGGCCCAGGCGGAACCCGGUUCCCUCAGUGCCCUCCCAAACGAGUUUCACUUCGGGUAUCAUUAGCGCCUCCGAGGACGUGGGACUGCGGUCGUACUUUUGCCCCUCUCGGAUCUUGAUCCAUCUACUCAUUGCUGUGGAAGCGUCUCCAAUGUCAUCAGUUUUCUGAACAUCAUCUUCGCCAUGUCUUACUGUGACGAGCAUCCGAAGCAUCUGCCUAAGUAGUUCGACAUCUAUUACUUCCGUGUGUGUGUCGGAAG